Messenger RNA from Exophiala mesophila, 3717 nucleotides. Its product is annotated as plasma-membrane proton-efflux P-type ATPase. Bases 196 to 3186 code for a protein of 996 amino acids. NCBI's taxonomy places the organism in Eukaryota, Fungi, Ascomycota, Eurotiomycetes, Chaetothyriales, Herpotrichiellaceae. Gene Ontology annotation, molecular function: P-type proton-exporting transporter activity; ATP binding; ATP hydrolysis activity. Gene Ontology annotation, cellular component: plasma membrane. Gene Ontology annotation, biological process: regulation of intracellular pH; proton export across plasma membrane. The transcript is spliced from 5 exons. The record is from RefSeq and is a predicted model, not a curated record.
GAGCUGCCCGUCCUCUCUGCUCGCAUGUUGUGAACGCACUUUACUUUAAAGAGGGGUCGUACGCUGUGAGCUCACAGACUUCUUCUCUUUUCCUCCCCAGCUUGGUCUUUCCGCCUGACCUUGUUGUCCUUGUCGUCCUUUUUCUUCUUUGUUUUCUUUUCCUGCAUACUAACCUCUCCACUCCCACAGUGAACCAUGGCGGAAAAGGAUCUCGAGAACGGCGACCCCAAGCGCGAAAGAAUCUCUUUCGCCGACGGCUGGGAUCCCGACAAGGACGAGGGCGAGUAUGCCAACCUGAUUCGUUUCAUCUCUACCUACCGAGACCGCCGUUUCUCAAAAGCCCCUUCGCAAGUCUCUGGCGAUGAUGUCGCGGACGCUAGCCAGCCAAAAAAGAAGGGCUUCUUUGCCAGAAUCUUCGGAGGUUCUGGCGGUGCUGGCGAUCUCUAUGAGGUCCCCGAAGAAUGGUUGAAUACAGACAUCAAGCAAGGCCUCACAACUGCCGAGGUCGAAGAGCGACGGAGAAAGACUGGCUUCAACGAGUUGACCACCGAGAAGGAGAACAUGUUUGUCAAGUUCAUCGGCUAUUUCCGUGGUCCCAUUCUCUACGUGAUGGAACUCGCUGUUCUCCUGGCGGCUGGUUUGCAAGAUUGGAUCGAUUUCGGUGUCAUUAUCGGUAUCUUGAUGCUUAACGCCAUCGUCGGUUGGUACCAAGAAAAGCAGGCUGCCGACGUCGUCGCUAGCUUGAAGGGUGAUAUUGCCAUGAAGGCAGAAGUUGUCCGCGAUGGUCAAGUUCAGGAGAUCAAGGCCCGAGAGCUGGUCCCUGGUGACAUUCUCAUUCUCGAAGAGGGUUCCGUCGUUGCUGGCGAGGCUCGCUUGAUCUGCGAUUUUGACAACCCAGCUGGCUUCGAGGAGUACAAGGAGAUGGUCAACGACCCUGAGGGUUAUCACUCCAAGAAUCACACUGACUCUGAUGAUGAUGAGGAACACCACAUUGGUGUCUCAAUUGUUGCCACCGAUCAAUCUGCCAUCACCGGUGAAUCUCUCGCCGUUGACAAGUACAUGGGUGACAUUUGCUACUACACUACCGGUUGCAAACGUGGCAAGGCCUACUCCGUCGUGACCGAGUCUGCUCGUGGCUCCUUUGUCGGCAAGACCGCUUCUCUCGUCCAAGGUGCGAAUGAUCAGGGCCAUUUCAAGGCUAUCAUGGAUUCUAUCGGAACAGCACUUCUCGUGUUGGUCGUCUUCUUCAUUCUCAUGGCCUGGAUUGGUGGUUUCUUCCGCGGACUCAACAUUGCAACUCCCAUGGACAGCUCCAUCAACUUGUUGCAUUACGCCCUUAUCCUGCUUAUCAUCGGUGUUCCUGUCGGUCUUCCCGUUGUCACCACUACCACUCUUGCAGUCGGAGCUGCCUACCUCGCUCAGCAGAAGGCUAUUGUCCAGAAGCUGACCGCCAUCGAGUCUUUGGCUGGUGUUGAUGUUCUCUGCUCCGACAAGACCGGAACCUUGACUGCCAAUCAGUUGACCAUUCGUGAGCCCUACGUCGCCGAGGGUGAAGAUGUCAACUGGAUGAUGGCCUGCGCUGCCCUUGCCUCAUCCCACAACCUCAAGGCUCUCGACCCUAUCGACAAAAUCACCAUCUUGACUCUCAAGAGAUAUCCCAAGGCUCGUGAAAUCUUGCAGCAAGGUUGGAAGACGGAGAAGUAUACACCUUUUGACCCUGUCUCCAAGCGUAUCACCACCAUCUGUACCCUCAAGGGCGAGCGCUGGUCAUUCUGCAAGGGUGCCCCCAAGGCCGUCCUUGCCAUCGCCGAGUGUGACGAGGCUACCGCCAAACACUACCGUGAUACUGCGGCAGACUUUGCCAGACGUGGUUUCCGAUCUCUUGGUGUUGCCUCAAAGCGCGGUGAUGAGCCCUGGAAAGUCAUUGGCAUGUUGCCCAUGUUCGAUCCUCCCCGUGAUGAUACUGCCCACACCAUUCUGGAAGCUCAAAACCUUGGUCUCAGCGUCAAGAUGUUGACUGGUGAUGCCAUUGCCAUUGCAAAGGAAACCUGCAAGCUCCUCGCUCUCGGAACAAAGGUCUACAACUCGCAUCGUCUCAUCGCUGGCGGUGUUGCUGGCUCCACUCAAUACGACCUCGUUGAGAAGGCCGAUGGUUUCGCUGAAGUUUUCCCCGAGCACAAAUACCAGGUCGUGGAGAUGUUGCAACAGCGUGGCCAUCUUACUGCCAUGACUGGUGACGGUGUCAACGAUGCCCCAUCUCUGAAGAAGUCCGACUGCGGUAUCGCCGUCGAGGGUGCCACCGAAGCCGCUCAAGCUGCCGCCGAUAUCGUUUUCUUGGCUCCUGGUCUCUCUACCAUCGUCGAUGCCAUCAAGGUCGCUCGUCAAAUUUUCCAACGUAUGAAGGCUUACGUGCAAUACCGUAUUGCUCUCUGCUUGCACUUGGAACUUUACCUGACCACAUCGAUGAUCAUCAUCAACGAGACCAUUCGAACUGAUCUGAUUGUCUUUUUGGCCCUCUUCGCCGAUCUUGCCACCAUUGCCGUCGCCUACGACAAUGCUCACUACGAACCUAGACCUGUAGAAUGGCAAUUGCCCAAGAUCUGGGUCAUCUCGGUCUUCCUCGGUAUACUCCUCGCCAUUUCCACCUGGAUCAUGCGUGGAUCCUUCUAUAUGCCCGGAGGUGGUCUUGUACAAAACUUCGGCAACGUCCAACUCAUGCUUUUCCUUCAGGUCUCACUGGUUGAGAAUUGGCUCAUCUUUGUCACCCGUGGUGGACAAACAUGGCCAUCGUGGAAGCUUGUGGGCGCCAUCUUCAUUGUGGAUGUCCUUUCCACUCUUUUCUGUGUCUUUGGCUGGCUCUCUGGAAGCGAAGAUGAAUUCUUCACCAGCCCUCAAGAUUCUUUCUCCCGAGACCACUACAGCACUCAAACCUCGAUUGUCACCGUUGUGGUGAUCUGGUGUUAUUCAAUCGGUGUUAUUAUCGUCGUAGCUAUCGUCUACUACCUCCUAGUCAGCAUGAGCUGGAUUGACAACCUCGGCCGUGCCACCCGCAGCCACGCCGAUACCACCAUGGAGAACAUUCUUGGUCAUCUCAGCCGAGUUGCUCUGGAGCACGAGACCGACGUGCACGGCAAGACGAAGUGGGUCCUGGGAUCCAAGGCUUCCGGCGAGGAAGAAGAUGAAUAGAUUCGUCACGAGUUUGGAGAUCACUCGACUGCACUGGAGGGCUACGUGCGAGCGAAAUAUCUCUCAAUAUUUUCCUAAUUUGAGCUAAUGGACAAAAUUACAUGGGGUGGCCGCUGAAACUGAUUAUCAACAAACGUGUAUGUUUUUCAAGCAGCAGGAACAAAAAACACUGGAAAAUCCACACUAAAAGGGUACCAUGUACUUGAGUGAUUUCGAGAACCGUCGCUGUCUGAAGUGGUCCACCACUGGUUGUACUGGUAGAAGGCUUUCGGGCUCCCAUGAUUUUGUCCAAACGAGCAAGCUUUGCUGCGAUGCUUGAGUUCAAGCCCAUGCAAUUACUACAGUGUUUCCUUCUUUUUCGUCUCCACAGGAAUCAAUGAUACAAUGUAUGUACGAAUGAAGCUUCGACCGAGGUGAUCAAGGUCGUGGACAUGUGCAACGACAAGUGAAAUUGAUUUAGUCAAGCCUGGAUGGGGUAGAUCUUGUUUUGUUUAGACUAAUCCCCAUUUUGAGGGAGUGCAAUUUCGAUUC